UGAUUUGGCAAUAUCAAGGUUCAUCAUGACACAAACACUUCCAUGUUCUUGCAAUUAAGAACCCCUCUCACUUUUUCAUAUUUUUGUUUUUUUAUAAAAUUUUUCUUAUAAAAUCUUGUACUUAUAAAUAACCUCCAAAUUUAGGAUAGUCUUCUAUAAACUUAUCCACUACUACAAAUACUACUUACACUAAACAAACUCAAAAAUAAAGCCCUAGCUAGCUUGCAACUUCUUUAGGUUUUCAACUUAAAUUUUGUUACACAUAAUAAAGAUACAUCUACAAAUCAUCAUCAUCAUGUCCAUAGUUUCUCUUAUUAUGUCCAUGUUAUUGUUACUUCCAAUGCGUGCAUGCAGUAGUGCAAGGCAUACUUUUGAUCUUGCCUCCUAUAGUAAGUUACAGGAUGCAGAGAAAACAAACCUAGUUUAUGACACAGUUGAUCAUAUCAAAGGGUUUCCUAUGACUAAUAUGGGCACUAAAACAUCUUCAGAAAUCACAUCAAGUGCAACUUUGGACAUGAGCACAAGCCAAGUGAUGAAAAAGCAGGGUUUAAUAGGAAAGCAAAGAUCAAUGUUAGAAUCUGAGUCAUCUCACGAUAAAAUGGCCAAAAAGGCAAGUGAUGCAAAUGAAGGUGAAGGCGUUGAAGACGCAGUGGUGAUGGAUUAUGUUGCGCCACAUCGCAAGUUUCCAAUCCAUAAUCAACAUUAAGGCUUAAAUCUUAAUUAUUAUAUUGAUCUUAUAGUUUUCAUAUCUUAAACAAAGUUUACUUGUAAACUUGAUUAGGGUUAUUUUCUAUUCCUAUAAGGAAAAUUUUACAAUGUUUGUUUUUCUAAGCUUAUCACUAUAACAUUUUAGAUUAAAUAUAAUUUUGUAAUACUUUUAUGAUUAAGUUUUAUGGAGUGUGU
This is a messenger RNA of Amaranthus tricolor (Joseph's coat), 903 nucleotides long. RefSeq lists its product as uncharacterized. The record is from RefSeq and is a predicted model, not a curated record. Lineage: Eukaryota; Viridiplantae; Streptophyta; Magnoliopsida; Caryophyllales; Amaranthaceae. The transcript is spliced from 4 exons. Bases 296 to 706 code for a protein of 136 amino acids.